Suncus etruscus (white-toothed pygmy shrew) is the source of this 918-nucleotide messenger RNA. RefSeq names its product olfactory receptor 14J1-like. Lineage: Eukaryota; Metazoa; Chordata; Mammalia; Eulipotyphla; Soricidae. Gene Ontology annotation, cellular component: membrane. The record is from RefSeq and is a predicted model, not a curated record. The transcript has a single exon. The coding region runs from base 1 to 918 and encodes 305 amino acids. Gene Ontology annotation, biological process: G protein-coupled receptor signaling pathway. Gene Ontology annotation, molecular function: olfactory receptor activity; G protein-coupled receptor activity.
AUGGAUAAUUUCAAUACAAGUGGUUUUCUUCUUAUGGGGUUUUCUACUAAGUCGGAGCUAGAAGUUUUUUAUGCCUCUGUAUUCUUCGUCUUAUACUUAGUGGCUUUAACUGGCAACAUUCUCAUCAUCAGCAUUACUUCCAUGGAUGACAGUCUCAACUCCCCAAUGUACUUCUUCCUGAAACAUCUCUCAUUUUUGGAUCUUUGCUAUAUUUCUGGGAUUGUACCAAAAUUCAUUUACAACUCUUUGAUGCAGAGUAGAAGCAUUUUCUUCUGGGAAUGUGUAUUUCAGUGCUUUGUUUUCUCAGUCUGUGCUUCUGUCGAGCUGCCAAUGCUCACGGUGAUGUCCUAUGACCACUACGUGCCCAUCUGCCUUCCACUGCGCUAUGACAUCAUCAUGAAUGUCAGAACCUGUAUCCAUGGAGUCGUUGGUGUCUGGGUCGGUGGGACCAUCUCUGGAGUCAUGCACACAGCAGCUACUUUCUCCAUCCACUUCUGUGGCCCCAGGGUCAUCCACCAGUUCUUCUGUGACAUCCCCCAGAUCCUGAAACUCUCUUGCUCCAGUGAGUUUAAAAAUGAGAUCAAUGUUACCGUCUUCACAUUUUUGUUGUCAUUUGGCUGUGUCAUCUUUAUUGGAUUCUCCUACGUGCACAUAUUUUCCACUGUCUUGAGAAUGCCAUCUGCGGAGGGCAGAGCCAAGGCCUUUUCCACUUGUCUCCCCCACCUUGUUGUCGUCGAAUUAUUUAUUACUACUGGAACCUUUGAGUUUUUGAAGCCCCAUUCAGACACCCCAACAGCGCUGGACAUUUUGCUCACUAUACUGUACACAGUUGUUCCCCCAACGUUCAAUCCAAUGAUCUACAGCUUGAGAAAUAAAGUCAUCAAAACAGCCAUAAGAAAGGUUUUUCAGAGAAAAUAA